AUGAUGAAACCACGGGCUUUGGAAUCGACGGCCCGUCCAUCUGCUCACGACUGCGUGUUCGAGCAUGGCCUAGAUUUCACCGUCGAUGGACGAUAUGUCUGCUGGGGGCGUGAUAACAAAAAGCACCCUCGAACUUGGGGCACCGCCCGCAAGCUUUAUGAUACAUCCUUGAUCUUAUUCUUAGAUUUCUUCGUAACUACGACAAGCUCUGCUGGUGCGUCAGCAGCUGCUCAAGCCAAAGAUGACUAUGGGAUUGGACGGGAACUCUCAGUUUUCUGUUUUGUGACGAUAUUCCUCCUCGGUCAAGUUCUUGGGACGAUCAUAUUUCCACCGUGGUCCGAGUCAUUCGGCCGCAAGAAACUAUACAUUCUUAGCAGCGCUUUGAGCGCAAUAUGUUGCGUCAUUGUGGGAGUCGUGGAUUCUCUGGCGGGAACCAUCGUGGGCCGGUUCUUUGGUGGCCUUCUAUCGGCCAUCCCAUACACUGUUGGCUGUGGAAGUGUUGAAGAUAUGUUUUCUUCAUGGCCUCGCACAUGGGUACUUCUCUUCUGGACGGUGGCAUCGAACAUUGGUCUGUCAAUGGGACCGAUAAUCGGAUCGCACAUCACCACAGCUCUUUCUUGGAGAUGGCUGUUUUAUAUAUAUGCCAUCGCUCUUGCCAUCAUUACGGUUCUCUUCUGCUUCAUUCGCGAGUCCCGCCCGUCCCAGAUCCUGAUUAAGGAGGUAAACCACCUCCGCCAAAAGACUGGCGACCAUAGUCUAGAAGCCCUCAACCACGACCAUUUCCCCGAUAUGCACACAUUCGUACGUACUGCGCUCUUCCGACCCGUACAGCUGCUUUUCACUGAGCCUCUCGUCAUCUUCACGGCACUCAUGAACGGCUUCUCUUUUGCCCUCCUCUACCUCUUCACCGAGGCCCUCCAACUCGUCUACACGGCCCUCGACUUCAGCGACUCCCAAGCCAGUCUGCCAUUUCUCGGACUGGCAGUUGGCUUCUGGUUUAGCAUUCCCUGUCGACUGAUUGACUAUCGCCUUUUCGCCUCGCUCCGUCGGCAGAACCUGCCUAUCAAACCCGAAAGCAAGCUCACCGGUCUCGCCAUUGGAGCUCCAGUCUUUGCCGUCGGACUAUGGUGGUUUGCAUGGACGAUUCCGCCGAAAGUAGCGGUACACUGGAUGGUACCGACUGCCUCGCUCGUGCUGGUGGGAUUCGCGUUGAAUGAGUUUGAUACGGUGUUGUAUGUCUACUUGGCUGAUAGUUACCUGAGCUACUCGGCUAGUGCGACGGCCGCGGUGCAAUUUGUGAGGGCGCUCUUGUCGGGUGUAUUUCCACUUUUCACGAAGCAAAUGUUCGAAGGACUGGGCUAUAAUGCUGCAGCGUCAGUUAUCGCAGCCCUGGGAACGGCGUUUGUCGUUGUGCCGGUGUUGUUUAUUAUUUACGGGGAGAGGAUCAGGGCGAGAAGCCCGUUCGCUAAGUACAGUCUGGAGCUGGAAGAAGACUUGGGGAAGGAGGGUUCAGCGGCGUAG
Molecule: messenger RNA, 1521 nt
Organism: Aspergillus melleus
Lineage: Eukaryota; Fungi; Ascomycota; Eurotiomycetes; Eurotiales; Aspergillaceae
Exons: 5
Coding region: 1-1521 (506 amino acids)
Biological process (GO): transmembrane transport
Molecular function (GO): transmembrane transporter activity
Source: RefSeq, a predicted model, not a curated record